Messenger RNA from Hyaloperonospora brassicae, 498 nucleotides. Lineage: Eukaryota; Oomycota; Peronosporomycetes; Peronosporales; Peronosporaceae. The record is from the annotation of a GenBank genome assembly.
AUGCUACCGCUUUCGCUGCUCAAGACGGCACAGGGACACCCUAUGCUGGUGGAGCUCAAGAACGGGGACACGUACAACGGCCACCUCGUGAACUGCGACACGUGGAUGAACGUCAACCUGCGGGAAGUCAUUUGCACGUCAAAGGACGGCGACCGGUUCUGGAAGAUGCCCGAGUGCUACAUUCGUGGCAACACCAUCAAGUACAUUCGCGUCCCGAACGAGAUUCUCGACAUGGUGCACGAAGAAGACUUGAGCAAGCGCGAUCGUCAAGCGAACCGUGGACGCGGCCGUGGAUCGCGUGGCGGGAUCGGCGGUCGAGGAGGUCGUGGAGGGCGAGGCGGACGCGGUGGACGCGGAGACGGCGCGGACGGCAGCGGUCGUGGCGAAGUCGGCCGUGGCCGUGGUCGAGGUGGCGGUGCGGUCGCGGUCGAGGACGCGGUCGCAACGACAGCUAACUACCUCCAGGGCGCUGGAGCAGCGCACGGUGCAGUGCUGUAG